Molecule: messenger RNA, 5710 nt
Organism: Conger conger (European conger)
Lineage: Eukaryota; Metazoa; Chordata; Actinopteri; Anguilliformes; Congridae
Product: ras/Rap GTPase-activating protein SynGAP-like
Exons: 22
Coding region: 33-4031 (1332 amino acids)
Biological process (GO): regulation of GTPase activity
Source: RefSeq, a predicted model, not a curated record
GUUUUGGUGUGAUUUCCGCAAAUCAGCUCUAUAUGUUGGACCAGGAGGAGGUCCACCCCCUGUUGAUGCGAGAGCGUCGCUCCGAGUCACACAGGAACAAGCUGCUGCGUCGGACCGUCAGUGUGCCGGUGGAGGGGAGGCACAACCCCGAGAUCGAGCACGCUCGCUCUCGCAGAAAGAGCUUAGCCAACGUGAAGCAGCCGAGUAUGGAGACCCCUCCCUCUAACCCCCCUCAGCCUUUCCGACAGCCUAGCUUUCUCAGUAGACGGUUGAAGGGGUCAAUCAAACGGGCGAAGAGCCAGCCCAAACUGGAGCGAACCAGCAGCUUCCGCCACAUGAUUCUGCCACGGUUCCGCAGCGCUGAUCAGGAGAGGACUCGCCUGAUGCAGAGCUUUAAGGAGUCUCACUCCCAUGAGUCCCUGCUCUCUCCCAGCAGUGCAGCUGAGGCGCUGGACCUCACGCUGGACGAGGAUGCCAUCAUCAAACCCGUGCACUCCAGCAUCCUGGGGCAGGAGUACUGCUUCGAGGUGACAACAGCCUCAGGAACCAAGUGCUUCGCCUGCCGCUCGGCGGCCGAGAGGGACAAAUGGAUCGAGAACCUGCAGAGAGCCAUCAAACCCAACAAGGACAACAGCCGGCGGGUGGACAACGUGCUGAAGCUGUGGAUCAUCGAGGCGCGCGAGCUGCCCGCCAAGAAGCGCUACUACUGCGAGCUGUGCCUGGACGACAUGCUGUACGCCCGCACCACCAGCAAGCCCCGCACCGACACCGUCUUCUGGGGCGAGCACUUCGAGUUCAACAACCUGCCCGCCGUCCGGAGCCUGCGGCUGCACCUCUACAAGGAGACCGACAAGAAGCGCCGCAAGGAGAAGAGCACGUACCUGGGCCUGGUCAGCAUCCCCAUCUCCAGCAUCACGGGGCGGCAGUUCGUGGAGCAGUGGUACCCCGUGAUCCAGCCCAGUGUGCUGGCCAAGGGGGGCGGGGUGGGCGGUGGCAAGGUGAUCAACGCCUCGCUGCGGCUCAAAUCCCGCUACCAGACCAUGAGCAUCCUGCCCAUGGAGCUGUACAAGGAGUUUGCCGAGUACGUCACCAACAACUACCGCACGCUGUGCGGCGUGCUGGAGCCCCUGCUCAGCGUCAAGAGCAAGGAGGAGGUGGCCUGUGCGCUAGUGCACAUCCUGCAGAGCACCGGCAAGGCCAAGGACUUCCUGUCGGACAUGGCCAUGAGUGAAGUGGACAGGUUCAUGGACAGAGAGCACCUGAUCUUCCGCGAGAACACUCUGGCCACCAAAGCCAUAGAAGAGUACCUCAAGCUCAUCGGACACAAGUACCUCAAGGAUGCCAUAGGGGAGUUCAUCCGGGCCCUGUACGAGUCGGAGGAAAACUGUGAGGUGGACCCCAUGAGGACCCCACCUUCCGUCCUGCCGGACCAUCAGGCCAAUCUCCGCAUGUGUUGCGAGCUGGCACUCUGCAAGAUCGUCAACUCCCACUGUGUGUUUCCGCGGGAGCUGAAGGAGGUGUUCGCCUCCUGGCGGGCGCGCUGCGCAGAGCGGGGCAGGGAGGACAUCGCGGACCGGCUCAUCAGCGCCUCCCUGUUCCUGCGCUUCCUCUGCCCCGCCAUCAUGUCCCCAUCGCUCUUCAACCUGACGCAGGAGUACCCCGACGAGCAGACGUCCCGCACCCUCACCCUCAUCGCCAAGGUGGUGCAGAACCUGGCCAACAUGUCCAAGUUUAUGAGUAAAGACGAUCACAUGAGCUUCAUGAAUGAGUUCCUGGAGAUGGAGUGGGGCUCCAUGCAGCAGUUCCUGUAUGAGAUCUCUAACCUGGACAGUGUCAGUAAUGCCGGGAGCUUCGAGGGCUACAUCGACCUGGGCCGCGAGCUGUCCAUCCUGCACAGCCUGCUGUGGGAGGUCAUGGCCCAGCUCAGCAAGGAUGCCAUCAUUAAGCUGGGUCCAUUGCCGCGGCUCCUGAAUGACAUUAGCAUGGCGCUGAGAAACCCCCACCUGCAGCGGCAGCCCAGCCACCAGACGGACAGACCGCCACCUGACAGACAGACGGACCGGCUGCUCUCCCGACCCAACUUCAACCGCGUCGUCUCCUCCGACUUCCAAAGCCUCAUGAUGCGCGACCUGAACAGCUCCAUAGAUGUCUCCCGCCUGCCCUCCCCCACCUCUGGCCUCUCCGGAGGGGGGGUCAUGUCCUCGCACCCGGGCAUGGGGGGCUUUUCGGAACGUGACCACGCCCACCGCGCCUCCAAAGACGUGUUUUAUGUCACCCGUCCGCCCUUGGCCCGCUCCAGCCCCGCCUAUUGCACGAGCAGCUCUGAUAUCACCGAGCCCGACCCAAAGGUCCUGAGUGUCAAUAAGAGCGUAUCCAUGAUGGACCUGCAGGACUCACGCAUGAACAGCAUCUCCAACCUCCAGUCCGUGGGGGACAUGCUCAACUCCUCACAGGCCUCCAUCGCGGGGCUGGGCAGCUUCGGGGGGCUGGGGGGUCCCCUGCGUGCAGGGGGUCGGCUCUCGGCGGGCUCGGGGGGCUCCAGCAUUUCGGGGGGGCUGCGUCUGGGCCAGAUGGGGGGCGGUGGGGGCACGGACUCACUGUCCCAGCAGCAGCAGCAGCAGGCGGCUGCCAUGCACUACCCCCUGUCCUUCCAGAACCCCCUGUUCCACCUGGCCAGCGACGGGCCCCAGCUCCACCCCCGUGGGGGGCAGCCCCCCCCACCCCUGCUGCUGGCCCCCGAGCCCGACCCCUCCCACCCCUCCUACAUCCCAGCAUUUGGGCACGGUGGCUUCUCACGCAGCGAGGAUCUGUCCGCCCUGCGCCCGCCUGCCAGCCUGGUGCAGCCCAGCAUCAUCCACUCCCACAGCUACAGCGACGACUAUACCCGCCAGAACCAGGCCGACUACGGCCGCCGACAGCUUUCCCUGCAAGUGCAGGAAAACCUGCAGCAGCAGCAGAUGAUGAUGAUGGGCAUGUCACCUCAAACAGGCACCUCCCCUUCCUCCCUGGCCACACCCCCCUCCACUGUCCACCCCAAUCGCCAGGGCUCCAUCGCCCCGCCCCCUUCCCAGCGUGGCAAGUCCCAGGCUGGCCACCAGCUGUCCGUCAGCGCCACUGCCGCCUCUACCCCUCCUACCAAGCCCCGCCCCCAGAGCGGGAACCUCCUCCAGUCGCCCGAGUCCAGUUUCGGUGGGCGGCAGCCGGCGCCACGGCAGCAGCUGUCCGUCAAGGAUAGCCCCGCCCCCGGGUUGCCGCACCAGCAGAGCUCGGCCAGGGAGGGCCAGGCCUCCCAGGGGUCACAAGGGGGCACCACUCAGAACACGCCCCAGUCGCAGCCCUCUCAGCCGCAGCAGCAAACUCCGCAGCAGCACCUGCUGAAGCCCAAUGCUGCCAAACAGGGCUCCUCCCCCUCCACCCUGAACCCGCCCACGGCUAACGAGCGCACCGUGGCGUGGGUGUCCAACAUGCCCCACCUGUCGGCGGACAUCGAGAGCUGCCGGCCGGACCGCGAGGACUUCAAGCUGAAGGAGUACUCCAAAAGCAUGGACGAGUCGCGGCUGGACAGGGUGCGGGAGUACGAGGAGGAGAUCCACUCCCUGAAGGAGCGGCUGAUGAUGUCGCACCGUAAGCUGGAGGAGUACGAGCGCAGGCUGAUGUCGCAGGAGCAGCAGACCAGCAAGAUCCUGCUGCAGUACCAGAACCGGCUGGACGACAGCGAGCGGAGGCUACGGCAGCAGCAGGUGGAGAAAGACUCCCAGAUUAAAGGAAUUAUCAACAGGCUAAUGGCCGUGGAAGACGAAUUGAGAGGAAGUGGCGUGCCUGAAAUCAAACCCAGAAUGUUCGCUGAUCAGGGGAAGCCUCAGUCCAUCCUAGUGCAGCCCCGAUUCGCGCCCGUCCCGUCCCGAAUACAAAGCCAAUCAUACAGCAUCAUGGAGGCCACUCUUGAACCUGAUUGGCUGAUGCGGUGCGGGCAGACCCCCAACUGGCUUGGCCUCCGCCCAGGAGUCCUCUCCCGCAAUCCAAUUGGCUGAAAGAAGGGGAAGGCGGGGCAAAGAACGUGCACAGCUCCUGCCCCAAAGAACACUGGAUGCUCUGGCUGCAGUGAUCAACACUCCCCCCCCACUGCAGGAAGCCACGUCCUUGGAGGAUUCAAAUCAAAGGGGCAGUCUUUCCCUUACACUCUCUCUCUGAUUGGCUGAUUGGCAAGACAAUUUUUUGUGUGUGUGUGUGUGUUUUGAUUCUUGUGGUUGGAUAUUCAAUUGGAUAUUAAAGACUAUUAGCCAUCCUCUGCGCACACGGUGCAAUGGCUCACUGGGCGUGUGAAGAACAGCUUCUCCGAUUGGCUGCCGAGUGCAGUGGUCCAUUAAGCAUGUGAAGAACAACUUCUCUGAUUGGCUACAGAGUGCAGUGGUCCAUUAAGCAUGUGAAGAACAGCUUCUGCGUUUGGCUACAUGGUGCGAUAGCCAAUAAAGCAGGAGGACGAGAGCUCCCCUCGUGAGCGGCAUUGCUCAGCUGUCUUCUGGACGGAGGCAACGGAGCGGCCAUUAACAAAGGAGAGAGAGAAAGAGGUAUAGGGGGUAAGGGAGAUGGAUUUUUAUUUCGCUCAUUUUUAUUUCUCACCAUCCAAAAUCCUUUUUCCCCCACCAAGAGGUGACUGAGGUCACAUCCUCUUCCUCCUCCUUUCCCUUUUCUCUCAAGUUUCCAACUCUUUCUCUUUCUUUCUCUCUCUCUCUCUCUCUCUCUCUCUACCCCUCUGGCCCUUUUCCGCUUGCCCUCUGCUUAUCGGCUGAGCCCCUCUUCCCUUCUUAUCUCUUCCAUUUAUUUAUUUAUCUAUUUUCACCUUCCCCCCUCUUUUCACUCUCUAGCUUACUGUCUUUCCUUGAGUGAGGGGAAGCAGAUCUAAAGCAAAGACACUGUCUGUUCAAAGCUGUCUGGCGUCCCAGAAUCCUUUGGGAGCCAGGGAAGAAAAAUGGACAAAUUUAUUAUUUGUUGUUUCCUUUACCCUUGUUGUAUCUCUUACUGUAAGGACACUGAAUUAACGCUAGGAUGCUUUUUGGAUUAGAUAUUUAUUCUUCUUGAUUAUGACGAUGAUGAUGAUGAUAAUAAUGAUAGUAAUAAUAAUGACAAACAAUAAUAAGGAACCGAAAAAGUGAGUUCAAAGAUAUCUACGUGUGGAAGUUUUUUUUUUUUCUUCUUGAAAGAACCAAGGACUUCCAGGACUUCUCUUGUGACAAUCGCUACGGACAUUUGGGACGUUCCUGUGUUUGUUUUAGGGGUUUUUUUUGUUUUGUUUUUCUCUUGUGGAAGUUCAUCUCACCGAGAUGAAAAAAGAGGUGUUUCUUCACCCACUCUAACGAUUUGGACGUUGCAGCAUCGCGCACCCUGUCCUCCCUCUGUUCCAUCCAUCCCUCCAGCCGUCCACGUCAGUGGAGAAUCAGAACGCUUUUUUUUUCGAGGGGGGGGGACGGUGCAGCGGUGGUGGCGGGGGCUGGAAGGGUGCCGGGGGCUCUCCAAAUCGGCGGUCGUCUCGGAACACUUCGUUCACCGAUGACACCGGAGAGACGCCGCGCGGACGGAUGAGCUCUCCCCUUUUUUUUAUUUUAUACUUUGCUACUUUUACUGAAAUGUUUUACUUUUUUUUUUGCUGUAACAUUUAUUCUGCCCCGUCUGGUUGGACGGGCACGGCCACUGGGCAGUUAUUUUCUGAAGU